This is a messenger RNA of Lasiosphaeria miniovina, 2219 nucleotides long. RefSeq lists its product as uncharacterized. The transcript has 5 exons. The record is from RefSeq and is a predicted model, not a curated record. Bases 337 to 1923 code for a protein of 528 amino acids. NCBI's taxonomy places the organism in Eukaryota, Fungi, Ascomycota, Sordariomycetes, Sordariales, Lasiosphaeriaceae.
GGUCCGAUUGAAGGCGAUUCGGGCGAAGGCCGCUCGCUUUGCUGAAAAUGGUAGGCGGUAAAGCAUUGGGCUGUGAGUUACAGUGGGCAAAGCCCCUAAAAGGUUCGAAUAGCGCCAGCCGAGGGCAACCUGAAAGGCGUACUGUACUUCAGUGGUUCCCCUCAGCCACUCAGAGACUUUGUCGGCGCGCACUAAAGUUUUAGCGCCAAUGGAAGGGGUCAGCCACUAUCUUCCAUCUCUCUCCUUUUGAGGGCUAGAGCUCCCGUCAGGACGGGAGCUCGUCCUACAGAGGUUGCCCUCCAUCCGAGAUCACCAACGUUGGAUCCUUGCAUAACCAUGCUCGGCUCUGAGCUUUCGGCAUGUGUCCCGUGCUGCUGGGGCGACGAGUUUGCCGCGUUCCGCCACGACUUCUCUGCCUCGCACGGCAACCAGACGCCCGACGAGUAUCUAGGCGGGUUAAGCGACGGCGGUGAGGACGAUGACUUUGAUAGCGGAAGCCCCGAGGCAGUUGCCAGGACGGUUGCGAGAUUCAUGGAGAGUGCUGCCGGGCACUUCAACGGCCCCAGCUCCAUGUACCAGACCGAAGUAGUGGCAGCAUUCUGCAGGCAACCGACAUCUGACCCCUGGCAGGCAAUGAAGGCGAAGGGCCAAAAAAGAUGGGUGGCUUUCGUUUACGAGUGGGAGAACAAGCCAUCACAAACAAGACGAUGCGGCCGAGCCGCUGUGCCCUUGACACAUGAGACCUUGCUCCAAAAGCUCUGUCACAAGCGGUUCGUUGACCCGGACCAACCAGAUUCCAGCGUUGAGCUGGACGCUGAUCGACGCCUCAUAUACAUCGACAGCCUAGACCCCCUGAUCAUCUCGAUUCUGGCAAAGACCACCACCUGCCUGGAGACGCCCGUGGUCCAACGGACGAUUCUCCGCUACUUGACAGCCCGGACUUGCUUCGACGCCCACAUUGCGGUUAGAGGCUUCAAGACGUUCAGCCUCGAGCUCAACAUUUCGUACUUCAGUCUCCGGCGAGGCAGUCGGCCAAUCCUCGACCAGAGGGCGAGGUGGGAUGGGAAAGGACACCUAAGGGAGACACUAUGUUCCCCGAGGGACCCAACUAGCCCCUCCUCCACACCUGGCGCUCUGUACAGCAUAUAUGAGACGCAGCUAUCCGUCGCAGUCACGGGAGUCGACCAUUGGCGCUGGACGGCGUGGGCCCUUGUCGACAGCUGGUUUGAGCCCCAAGACUCGGUCUCGGAGUACCAUGAGGGCGGCGAGACCACAGCUCAGCUAGAUCCGCUGGCGGCCGGUCAAGUCGAAGUCGACCCUCCAACAAGGUACCCCAGAGAAUACUUUCUGAAAGUAUUUGAGAUUCGGAUCCUCGAGAUAGAGAAAGAGUGGAACUACACGCUGCAGGUGCUGCGGGAAGAGGUGCAGCGAAUCGGCGUGGAUCCCCUCUUCGCCUCUCCCCAGCGGAGCUUCGAGAGCGAGCAAGGCCGCGAGAAGAUCCGCAGGCUGUCGACCUGGAACGGUGAUAUGAUACGGCUGGUCGGGACGCUGCUGAAAUCGCUCUCCCGGACGCUGGGCGCCUGGGACAUCUUCCAGAAGACGGACAUCGGCUAUUUCCUCUACGACGAUGCGUCGUGCAGCAAACGACCCGAGCAACUGCUGCCGUCCUUGCGCAUCAUCGAGAAGACCUUCCUUAAUCUCCACGUCACACGCCAGGAGCUGGAGCAGGUGAGGUGGAGUGUCGAAGAGCUUGGGCGGGGACUGGCGAGAGGCGAGAAGAACUACGGCACCUUCGUCCAGCAACGCACAGGCGAGCACAUCAAGCUGCUGACCUGGGUCACAAUCAACGCUUGUUUCGAGACUGAGCGGUCUGCGAACGAGGCCGACAAAUCUAUCGCAGCUGCCACGAGCCAAGAGCAAUGAUGCGAACUGCAUGGCGUGAUCACACCAUGCUGCCGUAUCCAACUGGCUGCCUUCACCUGACGUAUUGCAUAUCUUGAUCGACCCCCUUCACUCCACGCACUCAAAUCAUAAAGGGCUUGGAGACAUUCGUUUCAUUAUCUAGGCUUUGCCGGCAACACGAACACCAUGAAGACACGCACAGAAUAUAGACAUUAGCUAGGGUCUGUUACUUCUUCUGCCUCCAUAUCAACAUAUUAGAUCGCAAGACGACAUACACCUGUCUGCACCCUUCACGCCAGUCAUUAUCGAGUCAAGGA